AUGCAGAGUUUAAUCAGCAAGGCAGGCCAGACAGCAUUCUUGUACCAGAAGCACUUGGUUGAUGGAAGAGCAUCUCGGCGCUGGCCAGCCUCGCUCCGCCAGCGCCGCUCCCAGCCGGGCCGCCGGCCUCACCCACAGCGGAAAAGAGCGGAGGGAAGAGUGGGGCGAGCGGGAGAGGGCGGGCGGGGAACGCAGAGGCACGGCUCGGGGGCGGACGCUCAUGCGCCACGCUGGGCCUCUCCGCGAGGCCGAGGUCCAGAGAGCCUGACCCUGAAGCGUCCAGGGCAGCAGGGCCCAGGCCACCGCGCCGGCCCCCAGAGGCCGCCCCUCCAGCCCGCGCGCGCCCCCCGCUCCCAGCAGCCCGAGGCGCCCGGGCCGGGCCGCCGCCGUCGCCCACGGCAGUCCCGGCCGCCCGGGCCCGCAGCCGCGCCCGCGGGAGGAGCCCGCUGCCCCCCGGCCCCGGCCCCCGGGGUCGCCAGGGCCCUGCCUCCAGCUGCCCGCGUUCCUUCCGCCCCGAGAAGGCAAAGAGUCCCGCGGCCUCCCCGGGCGCAGCCCGCCCGCGCCCCGCAGCGCCCCCUAGGAGCGCGGCCCACGCGGCAGCCGCGCCUCUGCGGCGCCGGCAGCCGCGCCCGGCGGCGCGCGGGGCUUCCCCGCCCCUCCCCCCGCGGCCGCGCCGCCCCCGCCCCGGCGGCCGGAACCUCCCUGCGGGGCGGAGUGAUACCGGCGGCGGCGUAG
Lepus europaeus (European hare) is the source of this 735-nucleotide messenger RNA. Its product is annotated as skin secretory protein xP2-like. The coding region runs from base 1 to 735 and encodes 244 amino acids. The record is from RefSeq and is a predicted model, not a curated record. NCBI's taxonomy places the organism in Eukaryota, Metazoa, Chordata, Mammalia, Lagomorpha, Leporidae. The transcript is spliced from 2 exons.